Messenger RNA from Plasmodium vivax (malaria parasite P. vivax), 1342 nucleotides. Its product is annotated as mitochondrial ribosomal protein S14 precursor, putative. Bases 186 to 524 code for a protein of 112 amino acids. Lineage: Eukaryota; Apicomplexa; Aconoidasida; Haemosporida; Plasmodiidae. The transcript has 2 exons. The record is from RefSeq and is a predicted model, not a curated record.
AGCCAUUUUGUUUUCCUCCCUAUUGGACCCAUUUUAGGCGAGUCACCCCAAGCAGGUAAUCCACCUGUGAACGACCAACUUUCACAUUUUUUCUUCUUUUUUUUUGGCCCAUAUGAGAUAGCCCUGCUCUGCUACUUGAGCAAGGCAAGCCGCAACGCUCCCCCAUCGUCUUACAAGCAGCAAACAUGGCAGCAAGAAACCCGGGGCCCUACCUGAACCAAGUGCCACUGGGCUUCCCCAGUUACAACAGGAAAGUGUUCAGGGACAUUCUGGCGAGGCGCGCCUUCAUGGAGUCCGAAGUCAACACGCGGGUUUACAAAAAUGUGUUUGACAACCUGGGAUUUAAGGGGCAAAUAAGGGUCAACAACAAGGUCGGAGUUAACCGGAUACGCAUGAGGUGCAUACAAGGCGGGUACUCUAGAGGAAUUUACAAAUUCACGAGGAUGGCGAAAAUGGCUUUUUUUCAAACGGCAAGAGAAGGGUGGUUAAAAAAGUAUGGCUAUCGACCUGACCUGUUCAGGUAAAAACGGGGGAGAAAAAGUCACGUCUUCCUCUCGCACGAAAGGGGUUAUUACUACGCCAAAAGGGGCACCUUAAAAAAGGCGUGAUGCUUCGCACACACAGGUGUUUGCACUUAUGCGUUACUUUAUUUUUGGCAAGAGAGAAACUCGGCUAGGCGCGCUUUUUCUCCCCGUCCAUGUUUUUCACCGAUGGUUAGGCGAACUCAAUUUGGAAGUACGCACGUUGUUGGCAUCCAGUGGGGGGCAACGUAAAAAAAAAAAAAAACACAAAACAGAAAAUAACAUAGUACGGUAUAGCAUAGCACUGAUUAACACAACGUAGCGUAGCUUAACAUAUUCAAACGAAUGGAAGACGCCCACUACCAGCGCUCACCCUGGAGACAAACACUUCGCCUCGCUAACCCCUUGGAGAAACGACUUUUCAUUUCCCCAUACCCCGUACCGUUGGUUGAGGCUCCUCACGAAUUCGAUCAGGCUUGGCUGUGAGAGCAGCGCACGCUGCAGGUCCUCGUUGACUGCAGUGGGGAACAGGCGCCAAGUAAAGGCAGAUUCACACACAAGGGGGGAAGCUCAAAUGAAGGAGAUUUGCACCAAAAGGAGGGGGCCCACGUGAGGGGAGCUCCGCACAAAAUGGGCGAAGAAAUGAACCCCGCUCGCCCCUCAUCACCAUUUUCCUUUAUCGAUCUUUUUCAAACUCGCCGAAUGGUGCAAUGUGGGGGGAACUUUUUCGUGCCCCCCCCUUCUGGCACUCUUAACGAAAGGUUGCCUUUAAAACCUCGCCUCGCUUACAUUUCGACGGAAGGGAGUAAAGUAUAGACAGA